GACCAAUGAAGCGCGCACCACUCCUGUUUCUCCCUGUUUUCCUCCCCGUGAUCGCUAUCGCGACGGCGCGAUGACGAUCUCGACGAGCGGAGACAGAGAGCAUUCCAUCUCCCUGCAGUCACCCACUCUUCGGGGUCGUGACGUUUCCAGCACGACCCCGAAGAGCGCGAUUGGCGCAGAUUCCACGGUUCGCUCAGCGUCGUUGCCGCAACUGACGACGAAGAUGCUACGAUCAAAGGUAUACCGUAAAACAUCCCUUAAGAGUUCGUUUCUCAAGAGCGAGGUCAACAUCGGCGGCGAUGAUAAUGGCACUACUGAGAGGAAUGGCGUCGUGCGAUAUAUGAGCAUCGCUACGGAAAAGAAGCAAAAAAGAAAAAGCCUCGCGGACAGAGAUGUCGACAUGAGAUGCGAGAACAAGUGGAAUUCCGAGGACAUCCACAUAACAUGCAAUCCCCUGUCGACGCCUUAUCCGUACUCGACACCGGCGGCGACCACCACGACGACAACCACUACUGUCACCACCAGCAAGACGACGGCAACGAUGGUAGAGAGUGAUGAGGAGCCAAAAAGUCGCAGCUGCGGCAGCUUCCUACCGAUACUCGCCCUGAUCCCGCACUCGGUCAUCAGCUUCCAAUAUCUCAGUCCGAAGAUGAAGUUCUCGUGGUGGCGAAACAAGAUCUCGUGAAGGCACGCGUAGGCGCCCAUCGUCGUCGCUGUCGACGUUGUGCGUCGCGACGCCACCCCGACUUGUUUUGGAGGAGACACACCUCUCUUACCUCGUAGCGAGCUCUCUUUCUCUCUUCGCUUAUAUACAUAUGUAUUUCUCUUUCUCUCUCUCUCUCUCUCUCUCUCUCUCUUUUUCUCAAUUUCUAUAUAUCUUACUUCCGGCCAGUCUUCAUCAAUUAGAGGAAUCCCAUUGUUAUUUCGCAAAUCCCGUAUUGUCGAAAAGAUGCAUACCUCGUUAAUAUAAACGCAUUGCAUGCGUAUUCGCGAUAGUCCUCUGAAUUUCCGCGCGUAGUCACGAAGUUUGGUUCUGCAAAAUAUUCUCGAACAUUUUAACAUUUUAACAUAAUGCGAAAACAUGACUAUUUAAGGUCCAAAGAUUCAUAGACUUAAUAGUCCGAGAUUACAAUAAGCGAAAUUUAAGAUCGAAGGAACCAAACUGACUUUCUCUAGGAAACGCUAUAACUUUUAUAACAUUCACAACAUUCUCCUAGUUCUUUCAACUCGCCGAAGAAAAAAUGUACGGUGUUUAUUACAUGCACACGACAUUUUUGACACGUCGUCGGAUCCUCUAGUCGAUUAAAGUUCCUUACGACGCGCUUUUGAUUUGUAAUUUUUUUUUUUUUUUUUUUUUCGAAAAUCCGCUCGGGGAAAAACGUCGUAUUCAGUCCCCAUAGUCUGCAAGAGAGCAAUCUAGCAAAUAUCCAAACAUUCUGGAAUCCAAAUUCUGCGCCACUUCAGACCAAGUCGUACUUGAUGAUACAAAUAUUUUGCAUCUACUGUUCCUUCUUUUUUUUCUCACUUCUCAUCCUGAAAAUAUAGAAGUAUUCUAAGAUCCUAGAAUACCUAAGUGAGACGCAAAAAUUCUCUGUAAUAAUUUAAUCCAAGAAUCUAAAGACCGUAGAACCUAAGGAUCCACAGUUCCUAGAAUCUAACACCUAAUUAUCCAAAGACCCUAGAAUCUAAGUAUGCAAAGAUCCUAGAACGUAAGAAUUCAAAGAUUCUUAAAAUUUAAGGAGACACUUCAACGUUGUUAGAGCAUAAGGAUCCAGGCUAUUUCGCAAGGAUGCGAAAUCCAAGAUAGAAUCGAGCAUUCUCGAAGAUUCUAGAAUGUAAGGAUUCAAAAAAGAUAUUAUAAAAUCUAAGUAUUAAAAACUAAUCUACAACGUGCUCUUUGCUUUCUGAUUCGUGGUUUUUAUCUCUUACUUUGGCCUCCUGUUUCUUCAUUUUUUAUCAUUCAAGAUAAAAAUUGAUGAACUCCGAAAGAAACAAAAAGCUCGAUUGUUGAUUAAAAAGUCACACAAAGAGAGAAAAAGAUAAGAAGUAAAAACCAACAGAAACAGAAAGCAAGGAGCACAUUAUAGAUUAACUUCAACAAUCUGACAUAAUAUAUCCCCUCCCUGAUUAAAUGGAGUUUUCUUUGGUGAAUUUCAUUAAUCAUAGACGAGCAUCAUUGCGAGCAAUUAUUAUUGCUGAGAUAUACAGCCGAGAAUAUAUACAUAUAAAAAAGAAGAACGGGUCGAGAAAGUUUACGUUACGAUUAAAAUAUAAUAGAGAGAAGAAAUAGUUGGAUGUCUCGAUGACUGAUCUCCGAAUUCUCCGUUGAGAGAAGUCGGGACACGCUGGAAGAUGAUAAAAAGACAUUAGUCUAUUUUGUUACAUUGUACGUCAUCAAUGUCGCGUGAGAGUCACGCGAGUGAAGGGCGAGGAUCGAUCUCGUCACCGAUCAUCCUUGUGGUCAGGAACGAUGUAUAGGAGCUGUUUAAUCGAGAGACCGUACAUCGCGAUGCAAGAUCUUGAGUACUUUCCAUUUUUGACACAAGCAUUUUAUCUUUCUUGACACAAAGAUGAAACGACACUCGUAUCGACUUGUCAUCAAAUGGAAAGCAUUCCUUAGUAAUCAGAUGACGAACGGUAGAAUGAUAUCAACGCACGACUUUUUUUAUAUCUUUCUCUUUUCGUUUAACGUUAGUUAGCGUAGCAAGUAUCGUCAUUUUUUAAAUAAGAAGAGACAUGCUGCGUACCGGAAAUUUGUUUUGCUUUUGAGUCGACUGUUGCAGAUUAGAUCGGCUACCGAUGGACUCGUUUCUCGCCAUAGUUCUUUUAAUCGAUGAUAGGCUCCUUAUCUUUCUUUUUCUUUUUUUUUUUUAAAAUCGUACGAUAAAAUGACACGUUACUGUUGCUGCAACGAAGAUUCUUCGUAGAGCAACAAUUUCGUCUCUUAUGUUUUCCCAUUUCAAUAAAAUUAUUUUCGUAAAUACCCAUCUUCCGUAGUACCUUUUAUUUUUAUUGAGUUUCCUUUUUUCCUGCUUCGUUAAUUUAUUUAAAAGCUCCUCAUACGCACGCAGAGUCGCUCGAACAAUCAUGAAAUUCCUUGUCUUAUUUUUCCUACUUCUAUUUUAUUUUAAAGAUCAUGUCGUUGAAAUAAUUAAUUAUUUCUCGAAUUACGUCGCACACUCACCAAUUUACACAUGAUCGAAACGAGAAUAUUGCAAAGUAUUAAUGUGACUUAUUUAAUUAUUUUCUUAAAACGUUAUAUUUUGCAAUCCUUUUUUACGAAUUUGACUUUGUUAUUUUCUAUAAUAUAUUUUAUAUUAAUAACAGUUUUCUCGUCCCUUUUUGUCAUUAAUCAUUAGAUUCAACGACUUCUAUUACAUAAAUGAAUAAUAAGAUCAAUCGAUGUGCGAUAAUAAGAUAACGCAGUUAACGAGAGAGUACAAAUAAUUAAUCAAUAUAAAAAAGUUUAAUCGACAGCGAUGUCGACAGGAUAGAAAGAGAAAAAAAAGGAAUAUGCUGUAACACAUCGUGGAGUGUUACUCUCAGAAGCAUUACUAUUCGUUGCUAAUAGAUCACUGUUGCAUGCUAAAAUAAAUAAAUUUUUGUGUAAAAUAUAUCUAUGAAAUAAAGAUUAUAUUUAGU
Messenger RNA from Atta colombica, 3642 nucleotides. RefSeq lists its product as uncharacterized. The coding region runs from base 71 to 685 and encodes 204 amino acids. The transcript has a single exon. Lineage: Eukaryota; Metazoa; Arthropoda; Insecta; Hymenoptera; Formicidae. The record is from RefSeq and is a predicted model, not a curated record.